Molecule: messenger RNA, 1080 nt
Organism: Exserohilum turcica Et28A
Lineage: Eukaryota; Fungi; Ascomycota; Dothideomycetes; Pleosporales; Pleosporaceae
Exons: 7
Coding region: 1-1080 (359 amino acids)
Molecular function (GO): zinc ion binding; oxidoreductase activity
Source: RefSeq, a predicted model, not a curated record
AUGAACGGGCAUGCGGCAUCUAGUCAGCACGGGCAGCCUCAGGCUGUGCCUAAGAAGAUGAAGGCACUGCAAUACUCCGGGCCGGAGAAGUUUGCCGUUGAAACGAUUGAUGUGCCAGCUAUUGGGGAUGACGACGUGCUGGUCAAGAUUUCGGCUUGUGGUGUAUGCGGAACUGAUUUGCACUAUCAUAAAGGCGAAUUUCUCGCAAAGUGGCCCUUGAUACCCGGCCAUGAGGCGACAGGCACAGUUGCCGCCAUCGGCAAGCACGUCACCAACGUAGCGGUUGGCGACCGCGUAGCAGCCGAUGCGCUGGAGCCCUGCCGCCAGUGUUUCCACUGCACCCGAAGAAAGCCUCUGCUAUGCGAAAACGUCACAGGAUACGGUGGCAACGUACCGGGCGGCAUGGCUGAAUACUGCCGGUACCCCGCGCGAAUGGUGCUCCCCAUUGGCGAUCUCCCAGAUCUCGAGGCGGUUUUGCUCGAGCCGGCCGCCUGCGCCGUGCACGGCAUCGAGAGAAUGCAAUUGCAAGUCGGAAGCCGCGUGCUGCUGUUCGGAUGCGGGCCAACGGGCAUACUCCUUGCGCAACUGAUCAAGAUGAAUGGCGCAGCGCAUUUGACAAUCGCGUCCAAAGCUGGACCGAAACUCGAUCUCGCGCGCGAGCUAGGCAUUGCAGACACGUACAUUACCAUUUCCGAUGACCAUGCCGAGACGGACAUGCACAGUCUGCGCACGGCGAACCCGCACGGAUUCGACGUCGUUGUCGAAGCUACUGGCGCGCCCACGGUCCUCGAGAAGGCGCUGGAUUAUGUGCGAAAGGGCGGCAAGCUAGUUGUGUACGGCGUGUACGACGAUCGCGCCAAGAUUGCGUGGUCGCCGUUCAAGAUCUGGGAGAAUGAAGUUACCAUUUUGGCGAGCUUCUGCAGUAUGGGUCACCUGCCUCACGUGCUCGAGUAUGUGAAUGCCGGGAGACUGAAGUUGAAGGGCAUUGCGAAUAGAAGGUAUAGAAUAGAGGAGUGGGCCGAGUGUUUGGAGGCUGUGAGGAAACAAGAGGUGGUCAAGGCUGCUAUUGUGUUUGAUUGA